AUGGGUAAAUUUGACUCACAGUUACGUUUUCUAAAAUUUAAACCACCGAAAUCUGGACCUCGAGUUAUUCUCGCACCUAACUAUCGUUUAAAUCAAUUCCAAUUUCGUCAAGCGUUACCCGCACGACUACGAGAUUAUGUUCGAGGCGGCGGAACAAGUGCAUCAGAAUAUACAUGCGGUCCAUUAAUGAAUAUUAUGUUAACUUGUUUGCAAAAAAAUGAGUAUGAUAAUUUUGUCUGUGAAAAAGAAGUCACUGAUUUUUAUGGAUGUGUCAAAGAAUUUCAGGAAACAAAUGCUGUCGAAAAAGCAAAUCUCAAAGGCAGCGGAGAUGAUGAUAAAGUUGUGAAACAAUUUGCAAAAAAUCGUCAACCAGCGUGGCUUUCGAAUAAACUCUUAAAACAAUAUCCUACAUCGGGAUCUGUUGAAUAG
Rotaria socialis is the source of this 429-nucleotide messenger RNA. Lineage: Eukaryota; Metazoa; Rotifera; Eurotatoria; Philodinida; Philodinidae. The record is from the annotation of a GenBank genome assembly.